AUGCCCUUCCUGACGGAAAGCAUGCUUCAUGAAAUGAAAGUGAACGAUGGUUCGGCCGUCCCUCUGGUCACCCGUUUGGCCAAGCAAGACAAGGUGCCGUGGUACGAGAAACCGAACCUGAGGCGGCUAUAUUUCGUUUUGUUUCCGACAUGUCUAGGCGUCGAAAUGACCAGCGGCUUCGACUCGUCCAUGAUGAAUGGUUUGCAAGCAGUCGGCACAUGGAAUAACUUUUAUAACCAUCCGCGGUCUACCAUGCUUGGGCUCAUGUCCGCCCUGUACUCCCUUGGUGCAGUGGCGGCACUUCCGUUCACCCCUACCAUCAGCGAUAGAUUGGGCAGAAGACGGUCUAUCGUGUUUGGCAGCGUGUUUAUGCUCAUCGGCGCUAUAUUGCAGACUGCCUCCCAAAAUUUCGCCAUGUUCGUCAUCUCUCGCUUUGUUCUGGGGUUCGGGAUACCCUUCGCUAUCGUGGCCGCUUCGUCUCUGGUAAAUGAGCUGUCCCAUCCGAAGGAAAGAGCGAUUAUCAGUUCGCUUUUCAAUUCAUGCUGGUCUAUAGGCGCCAUUGUCGCUGCAGGGGUCACUUUGGGAACAUUCGCAAUGCAGACCAACUGGGGCUGGCGCAUCCCCUCCGUUCUCCAGACCAUCCCUAGCAUCCUGCAAAUUGUAUUCAUGUAUUUCCUCCCGGAGUCGCCACGAUGGCUGGUAUCGAAGGGCCGGAGUGCGGAGGCCCUGGCAAUACUGACUAAGUACCACGCUGAGGGGGACGUCCACUCAGAGUUUGUGAAGGCCGAGUUUGCGGAGAUCGAGAAGACGCUGGAGCUCGAGAUGGAGGUGGCGAAGCGCAGCUGGCUGGAGAUGGUCGCGACGAGCGGGAUGCGGCGACGCGUGCUGGUCGCGUCGUUCUUGGGCCUCGCGACGCAGUGGAGCGGGAAUGGCCUCACUUCAUAUUUCCUGGCGCAGAUAUUGAAUAACGUCGGCAUCACGGACAAUCGGACGAAGAACCUCAUCAACUUGGGUCAGACGGCUUGGAGCUUCGUCAACAGCACCCUCAUCGCUCUUACGAUGCCCCGGUUCAAACGCCGGGUGAGCUAUAUGAUAUGCACCAUAUCUUUGCUCUCGAUCUUCACCGGAUGGACGAUUGCGAGUGCCAGAUACGCCAUGACUGGUGAUAAGGUCUCGUCCACCGCCGUGAUAGUGUUCAUCUUUCUGUAUAGCCCGGCUUACAACAUUGGCUAUAACGCUCUCUCGUAUACGUUCUUGGUUGAGCUCUUCCCGUAUCAUGUCCGUUCUAAGGGACUCACCGUCUUCCAAUGGUGGGGCCGAGUGGCGACUUUCUUCAACCAGUUCGUGAAUCCCAUAGGUAUCGCGAACGCAGGUUGGAAAUACUACAUCAGUUACUGCGUCUUCCUCCUCUUCGAAGUCAUAUUCGUGUAUUUCCUAUUUCCUGAGACUGCAAAUCGCUCUCUGGAAGAACUCGCGUUCUUAUAUGAAGGUGACCAGAUGCAGCAGGAACAGGAGAAGCGGGUCGAACAUGAGAUCAAGGAGCUGCGAGGGGAACGCCCUCCGCAGACAGCUUCUGACUCGGAGAAGGAUGCCGAGGAGUUUGCCUAA
Gloeophyllum trabeum ATCC 11539 is the source of this 1608-nucleotide messenger RNA. RefSeq names its product general substrate transporter. Gene Ontology annotation, molecular function: carbohydrate:proton symporter activity. Bases 1 to 1608 code for a protein of 535 amino acids. Gene Ontology annotation, cellular component: membrane. Gene Ontology annotation, biological process: transmembrane transport; carbohydrate transport. The record is from RefSeq and is a predicted model, not a curated record. The transcript has 13 exons. NCBI's taxonomy places the organism in Eukaryota, Fungi, Basidiomycota, Agaricomycetes, Gloeophyllales, Gloeophyllaceae.